CGUCUUUCAAACCUUUCGAUUUCGUUCAAUUGCGGUCGAGAUCGAUCUCCUAAGGUAACUCCUAGGGAACCUCGCCCGGGUAACCUAAGUGUGAAACAGCACAAACAGAGGAUGUUGGUGCUGAAUCACAAUGAUGCGCAUUAUUGGGAAGAUGUUUUCUUCCUCUCAGGCGCAGCCUGUGAAGGAUGAAACCGAAAGCGAUCAACUCGAUCAAGAUAAAGACGAGUCGGCGAGCCAACUCGACAGCACAUACAGCAGGAGAGAAGAGCUUAAUGGCGAGCCGCACAAUCAAGACGACCAAGACAUACUCCCAGAAGUUAAGGGUUCUACAAUUAACAGUAUUCGGGAGAAGAAAGAUAAAGUCGAGGCGAAGGGGAAGGUAAAGCGGGGUAAGGCAGGUGGCAAGUCUAAGGCUAAGAACGCACCUGCACAAAAAUCACAAGUUCAAGAGGAGCUACUUCAGGAGCUUGGUGAGGAGCCCGAGGAUCUUGGAGUAGAGGGACUCGGAAAGCUAGAUGGCCCCGCUACAGUCAAUGGCAUCCGAAAGGAAGAGCGAAAGAGUAAAGGGAAAAGCACGGAGCAUGCGACCGGUAUUCGAAGAUCAACGCGCAAGCAAACUCCAGCACCCGAAGACAGCGAAAGCGACUUUGCCCCAGCCAAGCGGAGAUCUUCCCGAAAUACGACACCUGCGGCUGAGACAGCACUCUCGGAGGUUGGUAGGGAAAGUAAUUCUGGAGCUCCACUUAGCCGUCAAACACGUUCUGGAAGCGCCUUGAAUACUAGCGAAUCUGCCGCAGAAGAGCAGAUAUCCAAAGUUAUUCCGCCCAAGACUAAACAACCCAGAAAGAUUAAUGGAACGAAGCCCACAAAUCGCAAGAAGAAGGGCGCACCACUGCCAGAGAUUGUGGAAGAUCUUGUUGAAGACAAUGAUGUUAGCAUGGAGGACUUGAUCAAGCAAAGCAGACUGUCCAAAAGUGCUACUGCUACUGCUGCAAAAAAGCAGUCUAAGCCCAGAGGAAAGAAAGUCAUCAAGUCUCCCCUCACUGUUGAGGACACACAAGAAGAUGUUAUCUCUGGAGAGCUAGAAAAUUUGCCCGAAAAAAUCGAAAACGCGAAGCCAGAACCCAAGACAUCCACAGCUACCCGACGAUUUCUAGACGAGCUUGCUGGAGAUGAUGACGACCCAGCAGCCGCUUUGCAUCAGCCACUUACUUCUGCCCUAGCCCGCGGAAAUAUAUCACAUGCAGGUAAAGAGAACUUAGACAUCGACGCACAGAUACAAAGCGAUGCAUGGUCCUCGGUACCGCAUGCGGCGAUGGCUUCGCUUGCUCCGGAUGAGGAGGAAGAGAAUGCCAACACUCCCAAGCGACCGUCAAAGAAGGCCUUGGGUAAGCGAAAAGCUUCGGAUGCUGUUCCCAACCCACGAAAGAGACAAAGAAAGGGUAAGAACGAAAACGCAGGAACGCCGCCACUCACGAACUUCGGAUUUACAAAUAAAUUAGACGUAGUCGAAGCCGAAGAAAGCAACGAGGCAGCUCCACAUGGUACCGAUGAGGACGAGGAAGGUUCAGGCGCAGUUGCGGGGAGAUUAGUGCAAGAACCGUUGAAGGAUGACACUACAGGAGAACCAGAAUCUCAAGCUAGUCAAACAACACCUAGCGGACGUCGGCCUACACCUGCAUUUACACCCAUAAACCGGACAAAAACCUUGCCACCCUCCAAAACACCAGUCAUGACACCAAGUCGGGUACAAGUCGUAAUUCCCGCUCGCAAGUCCCCCAAGGUUACUCCAGCGAGCCAUCCAAACCAUGAUUCUGCGUCAGACUCGGGAAGUGAGUUUGAACCGGAUGUACCCGAAGUUCAUAUAUCCAGCGAGAAGAGGAAGCGCCGCCUUCCUACAGAUGAGCCUACAUCCUCGAAGUUACCACCUAGAACCCCCAAGAGCGGCAGGGCCCCAAGGCAGGUACCCAAGCGAAGCGCGAUGUCUAAGACACCAAAAAGCGAAUCUACUGGUCGACCAGCUGCCUUUGCAACCGCAAAUAGACGCUUCAACGAUGAGGAGAUGGCAGAACUCGCACAACAUGUUGGAUCCUGGCGAGAAGAGAACGAGAUGACACAGCACACCCUAAACGACAAGAUCCAGGCGGGAAUCAAGGAUGAUGCAAAGCAUCUUGUGGACUACAUCUGCGACCAGAUGCCCAGCAUUCCCAGAGUAAAAAUCAUCACUACCUUACGGAGAAAUUAUCACAACUGGGAGUCUCGCGGCAAAUGGACCAAAGAGCAGGACGAAGAACUGAAGAGAUUAUAUGAGGUUCACAAGUCGGACCCUGCGAAAUGGAGAAAGAUUGGAGCCAUGAUGAACAAAUAUAAUGAGGACGUCCGUGAUCGUUGGCGCGACUAUGUUGUUUGUGGCGACAAAAUGAAAGAAGGUGCGUGGGGGAAGGACGAGGAAGAGAGGCUGAAGACCCUCGUUCAAGAGGUCUUGGAAGACACCCGCGAGCGUAAGCAAGCCUCUCUCAACCCUCGUAAACGAGCAAACGCCAAUCAGCCAUCGAUCGAUUGGUUGGUGAUCUCGGAGAAGAUGGGCUAUACAAGAAGCCGCCUCCAAUGCCAGCAAAAAUGGAGUGCACUCAAAGACCGUCAGAGCACUGUCAUCGCUGAUCCAGUAGCGACUGCUCCAAUCUCAGAAACGGAAUGGCGCGUCGGAGAAGCAAGCAAGGACGCACGUGCUAUGAGCGCAGACAAGAAGCUCCGACUCCUGUACGCGAUCCGUGACAGUGGUGCUGGACAAGAGGGUAAGAUACCUUGGGUAUUGAUACAGCGUGAUGACUUUUAUACCAAAGGCGAGAGAAUGGCCCUAAAGGUAUGCUUUCGACGACUCAGACAGCAGGUGCCCAACCAAGAAAACAUGCAACUCCAGGCAGUCGUUGAGUUUCUCAUUGAGGCUUUCGAGACUGCUGCUCCUAACGAGCCUAACGGAUUUGACAUCAAAAAUGGGGCUGAGCCGAAGAGUGUGAAGAAAGGAGAAAAGCGUGACAGAGACGAAUCCGGUGAACCGUCGAUCACUAAGAAACGAAAGUCUACACCACGAAAGUUUAACGACCGAAACGGGAUCUUCCUCGAAGAUGAACCAGAGGAUGUGGCAGACAACGGGGAGGGUACAAGCACGGGCAGACUCAGUAUCGCGAAGGCCAAGAAACCUGGAUUAAUGCAGGAUUCCCUUCCCCGCAAGAAGACUAAGCUCCAUGAACGCAUGCGACAAACUGGUCAGAGCGAGAGUCAAGAGAGCGGCCCUAGCCGUCUGCAUCAACGCGAAAGCAGUGACGACAUUCUUUCGACUAUGCAAUCAAUGAAAACCGGCAAGCCUAAGGCCAAGCGUGUUGCGAAGAAGCCGCUGACACCGGCAAGAACAACUCAAGCCAAGGUAAUAACCAACCCACUUAGCACAGAGCGAGUGACGGAGAGCGAUGAUGCCGCCAGUGUUGAUCAUACAACUCAGCCAGAAGAGAAUUUGGAGCAAAAAUCUCGCCCUGAGCCAGAAUCGGACGCCGAAAACCUUGAACAGAAUCAAGGUGACGAUUCAGAUCAUGCCAAACCAGCGCUCGUAGCCAUGGACAUUGAUGUUGAUGCAGAAGAAGACAAUGACCAAUCUCCAGAAUUACAACCUGAAGACAAUUACCCUGAUCUUGGCGAAGCGCUCGACGAGAAUGGUGAACUGGACAUCGUUGCAUCGAGCGUUGAAGACGACGCACCCCUUGUGGAAGAUGGAGCCGACGAGUCAGAAAGUGACGAGGAAGAAGAUGGUCCUCCUGUCGGAUAUGAUGAUACGGAAGAUCAAUAUACCUUGCCGGCUCUUCCUCGACCGAGCACACAGUCAUCUCCUUCUGAAAGUUCUGACUCGGGGGACUCGGAGGACUCGGAGGAUGAGAGAGACCUUACAACACUGACUCAUGACAAAGCGUCGGUGGAUCUGGAUAACACUCAAGACCCCAUUGAUGAGGAUGAGCCCGAAAAUCUUGACGGAAGCCUGCAGCCUGAGAAUGAACCCAGGGUCAACGGCAUCCACAGCGAUCACCACGACAGAGAGACCUCAGAUCCACAGCCCCCUCCUGAUGUGCCAGAGCAGCGAGGUUUUGAACCAGGUACUCAAGGACUAAGAUCCAGCUGGGAUGGAUAUGGUGACGCUCUUCAGUACAAUCGUGACCUGUCUCGAGACAGUCAAGUCGCGUCUGUUCCUGGUCGUAACGUUGCUGCAGCAACUUACUCAAUUUCGUCUCCGGCUUCGACUAUUCCACGAUUCGUCAUCUCUUCGGCGGCUAGAAAUGCCUCGAACGAGCAAAGCGAACAAGAGACUGAUUCGGCUCAAUCUGACAGCGAGGUGGAGGAAGAAGAUGAGGAACCGAUAGUAGAACACUAUGCGGAGGAUGACAUCGAUGAGGACUACCAGGAAGUACAACAACAUCGCCGCAAGAGCAGAUCAUCAGCACGCCAAGAAAGCCUUGAGCUAUGACCUCCUACAGUCUGAUAUGAGAGAUGGACAGCGGAUGUAGAAUAUUAAUGAGCGCAAGACAUAUUUGCAAGCGAGGGGAGGCUUGUUUCCAGAGCGGCAGCGCCUACAGGCAGCUUGGUCUCAGAAAAUUUCUUUGCUCUUUUACGAAGGAGGUGCAUUACUCGGCGUCGGUCAACCAUUGCUGGCGUUAUUUUUAAGGGGAUGGGAUGAACAAAAGUGAGCCUUGGCGUUGGGACGACCGUCUACGAGAUGUAGCGGUACUGUAAUGAAU
Mollisia scopiformis is the source of this 4781-nucleotide messenger RNA. RefSeq lists its product as uncharacterized. Bases 131 to 4510 code for a protein of 1459 amino acids. The transcript is spliced from 2 exons. Lineage: Eukaryota; Fungi; Ascomycota; Leotiomycetes; Helotiales; Mollisiaceae. Gene Ontology annotation, biological process: regulation of DNA-templated transcription. Gene Ontology annotation, cellular component: nucleus. Gene Ontology annotation, molecular function: DNA-binding transcription factor activity; transcription cis-regulatory region binding. The record is from RefSeq and is a predicted model, not a curated record.